CGUUCCACUUGUUAAGUGAAAACUGAGAAGGGAGAAAUUCUGGAGAAAGUUUGAAAAUGGAGGAAGAAACCCUAACGUUAAAACCUCAUCCGCCAACUUCCGAUGAAGAAGGCGAUCCGAACCAUGACGCAGACACUGCCAUGGCGGACUUGCUUCACCAAAACCCUAAUUCUCCGCCUAAUUCCGGCUCCGAUUCCGACUCCGAUUCCGACUCCGAUUCCGAAGAUGACGAAGCUCAGGACAACCUUCAGCUCCAAACUCUGGAGAACGACCUAGCCAUCAACCCUUCCAACUACGACGCUCAUGUUCAGUACAUAAAGCUUUUGAGGAAAAUUGGUGACAUUGAGAAGCUAAGAAGAGCAAGGGAAGCUAUGAGUGAGCUGUUUCCAUUGACCCCUGCUAUGUGGCAGGAUUGGGCUAGGGAUGAAUCUUCUCUUAUCGCCGGAACCGAGUCAUUUUCUGCAAUUGAGAAGCUUUAUGAACGAGGAGUAUCUGAUUAUCUGGUUAGUUCUGGUUCUUACUAUGCAAAUAUGAUGAAGAUUUCUUUAUGCAUCA
Morus notabilis is the source of this 555-nucleotide messenger RNA. RefSeq names its product squamous cell carcinoma antigen recognized by T-cells 3-like. The record is from RefSeq and is a predicted model, not a curated record. Gene Ontology annotation, molecular function: protein binding. The transcript has 3 exons. The annotation marks the transcript as partial. NCBI's taxonomy places the organism in Eukaryota, Viridiplantae, Streptophyta, Magnoliopsida, Rosales, Moraceae.